Messenger RNA from Talaromyces stipitatus ATCC 10500, 1440 nucleotides. RefSeq names its product acetamidase/formamidase family protein. The record is from RefSeq and is a predicted model, not a curated record. Lineage: Eukaryota; Fungi; Ascomycota; Eurotiomycetes; Eurotiales; Trichocomaceae. Gene Ontology annotation, molecular function: hydrolase activity, acting on carbon-nitrogen (but not peptide) bonds, in linear amides. The coding region runs from base 308 to 1228 and encodes 306 amino acids. The transcript has 2 exons.
CUCUCUUUUGCGAGUGACUCACUCUCGAAGGAAGGAUGUUCGGUUUGUCCAGUCGGAGACCGCUUUUCCUUUUUCUAUCAUGCAGCCAUGAGUUCCGAUGAAAGGGGAUGAUUUAUUGAUUAUAACACAACCUUCCUUCCUGUCAUACCUCCUACGUCUUUCCAGGCAACAGUCGAAAUACUUUGAUACACCCCAUCGUCCAUACCUUUCGACAAUGACUUGAUGGUUGGAUCGCAGUCCGUGUGAUACGUAUAUCCAUUGCAUCCAAACACAGACAUAAAUAUUCUCAGCCACGAGGUUUGCAACCAUGUUUGCCAACGGUCACGUCCACAGCCAUCACAAACACCUCAAAUGGUCCAACAGACAACCCCCCGUCCUGACUGUCUCGUCCGGCGAUGUCGUCACCUUUGACCUGAUCGACAGCAGCAACGGCCAAAUCACGAUUGACUCCGAUACUUCUUCACUCAAUUCCUUCCAGUUAGAGCUUGCCGAUCCCGCUGUCGGUCCUGUGUACGUCCGCGAUGCCGAACCAGGCGACGCGCUCAAAGUCGAGGUCUUGUUCUUGGAAAUGGGGAACUGGGGAUGGACAGCCGUCGUUCCGGGGUUCGGUCUUUUGGCGGAUGAUUAUACGCAGCCUGAUUUGAAGAUAUGGAAAUUCGACCCGGAGGCUGGUUACGCCGAGUUGAAACCCGGGGUGCGGAUAAUGGGUCUUGCGCCGGGUGCGGAUGGGGAGUUCUCUACCAUUCCGCCCACGGUAGUUGGAGGAAAUAUCGACUGUCGUGAUAUGGUGGCUGGUUCGGCACUUUAUCUACCUGUUCAGGUACCAGGGGCAUUGUUCAGUUGUGGCGAUGGCCAUGCGGCACAAGGCCAUGGAGAAGUCUGCGGAACAGCCAUUGAGACGAAUAUGAAGGCAAAGAUACGACUGACGGUGUGCAAAAACUACCCUUGGGUUCAGUCACCACACUUGCAGCUCCCUCCUCAACCGCCUGCACCGUCCGCAUUUCCUGAUAAAGGACAUUAUGCAACUAUGGGAUUGGACGCAGAUAUGUUGCAAGCCACUCGUAAAGCAACGCGUGCCAUGGUUGAAUGGUUGGUAGCUACCAAAGGACUUACUCGGACGGAAGCAUAUAUCUUGGCUAGUGUUGCUGGGGAUCUCAAACUUGCAGAGGUGGUUGAUAUGCCUAACUUUGCAGUUACCAUGAGCAUGCCGGUGAACAUUUUUUCUUAGUCUAUCUCUCGAGACGAUAUAUGUCGCGCGAGAGGAUUUUUAUACUUGUUUGGUGUUGGUGGAAGUUUCACGCAUUAUUCAUAUCUGGUGUUUAUUUGACUGUUUCUCGCCUGGAAGGUUCUUUGCAUUUCCCGUCUGCUUUCAAGCGAAUGUACAUAUCUAUUUCUGGUGGCAAUAUCUAUUUCAUGACACUCAAUUCAUACUCUUAAUCA